This is a messenger RNA of Aspergillus novofumigatus IBT 16806, 339 nucleotides long. RefSeq lists its product as uncharacterized. Lineage: Eukaryota; Fungi; Ascomycota; Eurotiomycetes; Eurotiales; Aspergillaceae. The transcript is spliced from 3 exons. The coding region runs from base 1 to 339 and encodes 112 amino acids. The record is from RefSeq and is a predicted model, not a curated record.
AUGUGCUACAAGUCCAACUAUGAGCCCUAUACCAGUCAAAGCCUUGACAUCAAAAGGGCAGAAGACCUCUCGUCAGAAGAGCUCCUCAACCCAUUGGGUUCCCUCUAUCCUCACGUCGUCGCCCUUCAACUCCAAUCCGACGAUACCCCAUGGAUCCGCGCCAAAAACUCCCCAGGCUAUCAAGACCCCAAUUCCGGGGCCGACAUAUACUCCACAGAGGAUUAUUCCAGACCCUCGGCGCGCAGAAACAGUGGUGAACAUAAGGCUAACAUGACUCAGACUCCACAGCCUACCGCUUCGUCUCGCGAAUCCGCCGAUUUCUCACCCGAGAUGAGAUGA